UGUUCAGGUUUCCUGGUCAGUACGUCUGAUGCUCGAGUCGGAGUCACGUCUCUAUGGAUAAUCUCAUCGAGCUGUUCUUCUGAAUACAUCGAUAUGAAGGCGCUAAUAGGGCUGCUGCUGUUGGUCUUUGGUCACGGUGUGUCCUCAGUGCAUCACUCUAUGCAGUAUUUCCUCACGGGGUCGUCUGGACUCACAGCCUUCCCAGAGUUUGUUGUUGUUGGGAUGGUGGAUGGAGUUCAGAUGCUUCACUAUGACAGCGUCAGUAAGAGAGUCGUACCCAAACAGGACUGGAUGGAGCGGUACACCAGAGAUCACCCCGACUACCUGGAGGGGCAAACUGGAAUCUUUCAGGAUUCCCAGCAGGCCUUCAAAGCCAACAUUGGGAUUGCCAAGCAGCGCUUUAACCAGACAGGAGGUGCCCACAUAAAUCAGAGGAUGUAUGGUUGUGAGUGGGAUGAUGAUGAUGAUUCUACUGAUGGUUAUGACCAGUAUGGUUAUGAUGGAGAGGACUUCCUAUCGUUUGACCUGGAGCACCUGACCUGGGUCGCUCCAAGACAACAGGCUGUCACCACCAAACGGAGAUGGGAUGAGGACAGAGCUCAAAAUUUCGAAUUUAAGAACUACUACACCAAGCAGUGUGUUGAUUGGCUGAAGAAGUACCUGGCCUAUGGGAAGAGCACUCUGCAGAGAACAGAGCGUCCGCGGGUGUCUCUGCUCCAGAGGAGCCCCUCCUCCCCAGUGGUGUGCCAUGCUACAGGCUUCUACCCUGACAGGGUGGUGGUGUUCUGGAGGAGAGACGGCCAGGAGCUCCAUGAGCAGGUGGACCCCGGGGAGGUCCUCCCCAACCACGACGGGACCUUCCAGGUCAGCGUGGACCUCAACCUCACGGCCGUCCCACAGGAGGACUGGGGGAGGUACGAGUGUGUGGUCCAGCUGAGAGGCAUCGAGGACAUCUCCACCCCCCUGGACCCCGCCCUCAUCAGGACCAACUGGGGCAAGAGUGGCCUCACCAUCCCCAUCAUCAUUGGGUUGCUUGUUCUCCUCCUCACUGCUGCUGCUGUUGUUGGAGUCCUUCUGUACAAGAAGAGGAACGCUUCAGACCAGCGACACAAACCAGUUGGUUCUGACACCAGCUCUGAGAACACUGAGGGGCAGAAUCCGGCUCCUGAGGCCCAACCUCUGACCACAGGUUAAAGUUAAAUCAUGAAGAGGCUUCUCACAUUCCUCUUCCUAAACCAGGAUGGAGUGGAUCACUGUCAUCUAUAAUCAUCACAAUCAGGCUUGGGACUUCAGCUAACUAAAGAUGCUAUGUUUGCUAAAUUACAACUCCCCAAGCAAUGUUAUACUUAAAAGGAGCAAGUAAGUUACAUAUUAAUUUAGUCUUUCGGCCUGUAGCAUAUAAACAAAAUGAAGCAUAAUCCUAACUGCAUUUGAAGUAGACAUUGAGACUCACAAAAAAUAUACGCUAUAAGACAGUGAUCAUGAUUUGUCUCAAUAUCAGAAUAACAACAAUGGGUCAAAUAGCAAUGGCUGGUGGAAUGGCCAUGAAGUAUGUCUGUAUAUGCAGUGUAAGCUUGUGCAGGCCCUGCAAGUCAGGAUGUAGGCUAUGAGUCUGAAUGAAUUGUAGGUAAAUAGGUAGUGGCCAUCCCCCGAAAGGCACCAGAAUACAGGAAAUCGAAUCUAUUCCAAAAUAAAUAUGGGGGGGGGGGGGUUAAUCAAACUUGCCGGUAUUGCCAGUGAGUUUAACAUUUAAUUUAGGCGCCUCUAAAUUAAAUUUAUUAUUAUUAUUAUUAUUAAACCUGCAAACAAUAUUUCACUGACGCCUUGAAACCAUGGCAACACAACCUCCCAAUGAUGGUAAUUUUGCUUUUUGUUCCGACCGCUUCGUGUUAUAACAUUUUACUUAUUUAAUAUAUGUUAUAAUAUAUGAUAUUAAUAUAAUAUUAUAAUAAUAUAAUAUUGCGCGUUAGCAAUAUUAUAAUAAACGCGUUAUUAACGGUGUUAACGCAAACCAAUUUUAACGGCGUUAAAAAAAUUAUCGCGCGAUUAACGCAAUUCUUUUAUUUAAAAAAGAAUAAUUGCACUAUAGGCUUUUUUUGUAUCGUCCUGUUUUGAUCAGUAUAUGCCAAUGUUGUUAUCAAUAAAAAAUCAUUUGCACAAGGGAAGCCGAUGCACUUCACCAUGUUGAUAAGAGAAUUAAAAUGAGAAGAAUUAUGGGAAAAAGAAAUCAAGGGAUAUUUAGCAUAGAAAAAAAAUUGCGAUUAAUCGUGAGUUAACUAUGACAUUGAUGCGAUUAAUCACGAUUAAAUAUUUUAAUCGCUUGACAGCUCUAGUUUAAAAUAAUGUUUAAAGAUUCUGAAUUAAGAUUUUGGACGGUGAGAGUCCGUCAAGUUUGAAUACAAUAUUAGAUUAAUUCGAUGUGCCUCCUUAAAUUGUAUGAAUUCAGAGUUCUGCUAGCUAGAGAAUUGCAUUGCUACAUAGGCUCCAAAAAUCGAGCUAGGUUGCUUCAGCCUUAAUGCUCUUUGUUGCAUAUUCUUUGUUUUUUGGGGAAUUGGAUCAUAUAUCCUUGGGUUAUCUUUCAAUAAAAUACCUUAAAAAAAAUUGCCUACAUAUAUUUAAUGUACUUAUCAUUAGGUUAGGUUUACAAGUUUACAUACUUCGUUUAUAGGGUUUAUUAUUAAAGGAUGUUUGGUUUUAGGUUAAUCCUCAGGAUUAAAUUGACAAAUAUAAACUAAUUUGUUUUAAAAUAAUAUGUAAUUGAAUAAAAAGAUACUGAAAUUGAUAAUACAAAAUUAUUAUAUUGAGU
Molecule: messenger RNA, 2806 nt
Organism: Gadus chalcogrammus (walleye pollock)
Lineage: Eukaryota; Metazoa; Chordata; Actinopteri; Gadiformes; Gadidae
Product: major histocompatibility complex class I-related gene protein-like
Exons: 8
Coding region: 94-1194 (366 amino acids)
Biological process (GO): immune response
Cellular component (GO): external side of plasma membrane
Source: RefSeq, a predicted model, not a curated record